Messenger RNA from Punctularia strigosozonata HHB-11173 SS5, 858 nucleotides. RefSeq lists its product as uncharacterized. NCBI's taxonomy places the organism in Eukaryota, Fungi, Basidiomycota, Agaricomycetes, Corticiales, Punctulariaceae. The record is from RefSeq and is a predicted model, not a curated record. The transcript has a single exon. The coding region runs from base 1 to 858 and encodes 285 amino acids.
AUGACAACGAUAGGACUAGUGCUACGCCAGGUCGCCAACGAUAGGAGGGACAACGACGCACUUACGACAACGAUUACUUCAGACAUUGAUGCAAUCACGACAGUGACGAUCAGCGGCAGCGAAGCGAUCACGACUCUGACGGUAUUCAGUGCAGACGGCGAACCGGUUACCGCAGAGCUGACCCUGUCAGUGGGUGAUACCGCGCUACCAAACCCGAGUGCAUACACUGGCACAUCUCUUACCACACCUUUGACAAGCUCGGUUCCAUCUGCUACCAAUGCCGCCGGGAGUGCGAGUCGGCACGCACUGCCGUUGAAGCCAGCCGUGCCCAUUGUAUGUGGUGUCAUAGGAGCCUUAAUCAUUGUCCUCGUGAUCGCACUCCUUGCUUUACGGAGGAGCAUACACCGCCUUGAGCGGAAUCUGUCCGCUAUAGUACACGGCUGCGCAACAGCACUCCCGCCAACGGAGAUCAGCGCGUCAGAAUGGGACUCCCCCCCUCAUGAAGGGAAUAUUUACGACAUACCGACUCAGUCCCUUUCCCCCAGAUCCACUCCUACGCAAAACCCUCAAGCUCCUGAUGACCUAAGACUUGCCGUCAAGUCAGCGCCCAAGGAGUCGCAGACCGAAAAUCCGGAGCAAGCCGUCAUCUACAGCCCUAUCGCCGUUGCAGAUCCAUUUUCGACGUCGCGUCAGCUCAUCGUGAAUGGAACGCAGGAUUUGGAAGGCACCCCGCUCGGGGUGCUGGCGCGGGAGGUCGAGCUUGUUUCUGCUGCGCGUACUACAGAGGAAGAGGAUCAAUGGCCGCCGCCGUCCUAUCUGGAGGCUGUGGGCUGGAGUGCUGCCCCUAAUCCCUUGUGA